AUGGGAGUCCUUCCGCGGCCCCGUACUUCCGGCUUCCGUGAACUUGCGCAGUACUCGCAGGGAGCUCUUGGGAACGAAGGACUGCUGCUGCUGCUGCUGCUGCUGCUGCUGCUGAAUUCGGAGGUUCUUUGUGUACACAGCUCCCAGCUGAGAUAUUUGCGUCAAGAUGACCCCGGAACCAUAAGUCGGCAUCACCGGGUUUCCUCCGGGACCUCCUUUAACGACUCCUUCCGCCUAAGAGCCUGGAAUACUCAGGAGCUCCUUUGGCGGGGGGCGAACGACUGGAAGGGCACUUCCGGUGUCUGUUGCCUAGGCGCCGGCCCGGCGGGCCUUCCGGGCGACCUAAUUGGUGUCGUCCUCUCGCCCCCCCCCCCCUCCGCCCCGGGGGUCGAGAUGUCGGGGCUCAGCCGCUUAGAGAUGGAGGGCUGUCGCAGCCUGCUGGGCCUACUGGACAACGAGGAGAUCCAGGCCCUGUGCGACACCGUCACCAACCGCCUGGUGCAGCCUGCGGACCGCCAAGAUGCUAUUCAUGCAAUAUUAGUAUAUAGCCAAAGUGUAGAAGAACUUCUGAAGCGUAGAAAAGUCCAUCGAGAAGUCAUUUUUAAGUACUUGGCAACACAGGGGCUUAUUAUACCCCCAACCACUGAAAAACACAAUCUUAUUCAGCAUGCAAAGGAUUACUGGAAAAGGCAGUCACAGCUGAAACUGAAGGAAGCACCAGAGUUAGCUACAAAGACCGAGGAUGUUCAACUCUUUCAACAGCAGGGAAAAGAAGAUAAAAAAGCUGAGAAAGUCGAUUUUCGCCGCCUUGGAGAAGAAUUCUGUCAAUGGUUUUUUGAACUUCUUAAUUCUCAGAAUCCUUUUCUGGGACCACCUCAAGAUGAAUGGGGGCCACAGCACUUCUGGCAUGAUGUAAAGCUUAGGUUUCAUUAUAAUACCUCAGAACAAAAUGUGAUAGACUACCAUGGAGCAGAACUUGUGAGCCUUCGUUUGCUGUCACUAGUAAAAGAAGAAUUCCUUUUUCUCAAUCCCAACCUAGAUUCCCAUGGACUGAAGUGUGCUUCUUCACCCCAUGGGUUAGUUAUGGUGGGAGUUGCAGGGACUGUUCACCGAGGAAACAGUUGUCUGGGAAUUUUUGAACAAAUUUUUGGACUCAUCCGGUGCCCUUUUGUGGAGAAUACUUGGAAAAUCAAAUUUAUCAACCUGAGAAUUGUUGGGGAAAGUUCCAUUGCUCCUGGAACAGUACUGAAACCAGCAGUUACAUUUGAACAGAGUGAUCUGGAGGCCUUUUAUAAUGUUAUUUCUUUGUGUGGUAACAAUGAAGGAAGAGUUAAUAUAAGGCAGCCUUUGGAAAGUGGGACUGGAGACCAGUCUUUGGGUGGUGGAAAUGAGUCAUUAGUGAGCAAAAGAGAAUUGAGUUUGCCUAACCCUGUAAAACACUGAGCACUGUAUGUCAGCUUAGUAAAUCUCUACAGAACCUCUUCCAAGUGCUGCAUCAGUAAUUUCGUGAUUUCAGAUGUAAGGAAUGACAGUUAAAUGCCUUUCUGUACUGCCAUGUUAUAUGAAUACUUGCCCAUUUCUAACUGAGUUACACAAAUGUUUUGAGAACUUAAUUGCAGUUUACCUAAUAAAUCCCACUUUAGAUGUUGUAGCUAACUGUGUGCCUUACAAAUCAGGUAAUAUUUUCAUUUUAUUUAGUGAAUAUUAUCUAUAACUUCCAUAUAGCAAACAAUUGACAGUGUUAAAAUCUUACAGGUCAUUUUACAAAUGCAUCUCAUGAUACUGUUUAAAAGAUAAAAUAACUUAAAAAUAGUUUAGAGAUGUUUGAUGUAAACCCAGUAUUUUCAUUUUAGAAAAUUCUGUUUACAUUGUUAAGUACAAAACUUCACAAGGGGAGAAAAAUUUACUACCUCUGUAAAUAUUUGGAAAACAUUUUUCAGUUACCUGCUUUGGUCCAAAAAAGUGUCUGUUAUAAUCUUUAACAUUUUGGCAAUAAUAAAUACUGCUCCCAAGACAGAACUUAGUCUUACCUACAUUUUAGCUAAUAGCUUUAUAAGAGAAUUUAUUGUAACACCAGAAAAAGGGAAUACACUAUUGAUAAUUUAAAGGUGUGCGCAAUUUUUAGUUUUAUUUUUCCCUUGAUAGAUUUGGCAUUGAUUAUUCUCCUAUUCAAAAAACAACGUAAAACCCAAAUCCAAAUUUAACAUACACAUAUUUUCUCUGUACAUAUACUCCACAUCCUAACAUAAAUCUUUUUUGAACUUUUUCACCUUUUAUUUGUGUUAUUAGGUUUUAGAUAAAAAAUUGAGUUGCCAGAUUAAUGACAUAGUUGCUUUGAAGUUUAUUUCCUGCCACCAGCAUCUGUUUGCUUGUCCUGGAUUUAAUUAGGAAUUUUAGUUUAUAAAAGAACCUUUUGACCAAAAAUUCAAUGUGAUGAUAUAUUGUACAUAUUAAGUUUUUAUUUUUAAUUUUGCUUCUGAUCACCUAGGAUAGAUAUUGGAAGCAGAAGAAAAUAGUCAUACUUUUUUUUUCCAAUGACAUACCUUGUUUUGAGGGUAUAA
Messenger RNA from Dipodomys spectabilis (banner-tailed kangaroo rat), 2561 nucleotides. RefSeq names its product chromosome unknown C3orf38 homolog (gene CUNH3orf38). The record is from RefSeq and is a predicted model, not a curated record. The transcript is spliced from 4 exons. NCBI's taxonomy places the organism in Eukaryota, Metazoa, Chordata, Mammalia, Rodentia, Heteromyidae. The coding region runs from base 1 to 1443 and encodes 480 amino acids.